CCGACGCCAAGAUGAACGACACAGUCACUGUCAGGACCAGAAAGUUUAUGACAAACCGGCUGCUUCAGAGGAAGCAAAUGAUUGUCGAUGUCCUGCAUCCGGGCAAAGCAACAGUCCCUAAGACAGAGAUCAGGGAAAAGCUUGCAAAAAUGUACAAAACCACCCCUGAUGUGGUGUUCGUCUUUGGCUUCAAAACACAGUUUGGUGGUGGCAAGACAACAGGGUUCGGCAUGAUCUACGAUUCUUUGGACUACGCCAAGAAGAAUGAGCCCAAAUACAGGCUGCAGAGGGUAUGCCAUUCACUGAUGCUUAUAGUGCUGCAUGAUUAAUAUAUAAAGUUGAAGUAUUAAGGUACCACCUUUCACAUCAUUGUCUUAGACUGAGAAAACAGACUUGUGAGUUCUCUUUUUUUUUCUGUCUGUUUUAAUUGCUUUCUAAAGCAAGUUCUUCAAACAUUUAAGAGAGAGUUUAUCUAUAAAUUAAAACCCAUUAACUCACCCUUAACAUGUUUCAAACCUUUUAGUUUUGUUCUGAUGAACCCAAAAUUUGUUUUGAAGAUAGCUUAAACCCUGUAACAUUGUUUUCUGUAAGAGGUAAAACUAAUACUAUGGAAGUCAGGGGUUUCUGGUUUUCAGCAUUAUUAAAAAAAUCAUUGGUUUAAAAAGAACCUCAAAGCUGAAAGGAGUAAAUAAUGAGUAAAUGAUUACUUAUUUUUAGGUGAACUAUCCCUUUGAAGUUUGGAGAACUUAAUUAUUUUACAAAACAUUGUAAAAUUCAUUUAAAUAACUAAUUUAAAGAUAAAAUGUAGACUGAAAAUAUUAUUGUUAAUGUUGUGUAAAGUCGCAGUAGAGUGUGGCAUCUUAUGGCUGUUAUAGCAUCCAAAGGAAAUUUGUGCCAAAAGUCAAGUUUGACAAUUUAAGCACGAAUUAUAAAAACACAAAGGCUGUUAUGUCGUAUGUGUUGCUGUGUGCCAGACUGUAGCGUGGCAAUUUGUGCUUUAAUGUAAAUUUGGGAGCACAAUAUUACAACCAGUUUCCUAAAUUUGUAACAAGAUUCGUAUAAACCAUUUUCUGCCAGCAAAACAAAAUUCUGUUUAUGACAAAAAAUACAUUUAGAAGUAAUAGUAAUUUCACUUAUGGUUGAUCACAAUUGUGUGGCUCCAUAAAUAUUACACAGCAAACCAUUAUCAGAGAAGAAAAUGAAGGAACGUUGAUUUUUAUCAAAUUUUAGAAUGUUCAGGGUUUUUUUUUCUGACAAAUUAAGCAGACGUUUUUAGCAAUCGACAAGGUUUUUAUUUUUAUAUAUAUAUAUAUAUAUAUAUAUAUUUUUUUUUUUUUUGAAAAUUGAGUGGACCUUUUUACUAUUAUUCCCAUUUCUACUGUUAAAAUUACUGUCGAGUGCCCAAUUGCAUUUUCUAAAAAAAUACAUAUUUAUGUUUUGCAGCUCUUCAUCAAACUGCUAGGUUUUGCCCAUUUGUCAGCCUGAUGCUUCCACUAAUGUUUUAAUAAUUUAUCGGAGAAAUUGAAAAUGUAAUAUUCUACUAUUAUUUUCUCACUGCCCCAACUUGUUUUAAACCUGUUUAAGAUUUACACCUAUUGAAAUCAAAGAUAUAGUGAA
This is a messenger RNA of Danio rerio (zebrafish), 1617 nucleotides long. RefSeq names its product ribosomal protein S24 (gene rps24). The record is from RefSeq and is marked validated. Gene Ontology annotation, molecular function: structural constituent of ribosome. Gene Ontology annotation, biological process: translation. Lineage: Eukaryota; Metazoa; Chordata; Actinopteri; Cypriniformes; Danionidae. Gene Ontology annotation, cellular component: ribosome.